Messenger RNA from Polyodon spathula (Mississippi paddlefish), 1395 nucleotides. RefSeq names its product zona pellucida sperm-binding protein 4-like. The coding region runs from base 563 to 1120 and encodes 185 amino acids. The transcript is spliced from 4 exons. The record is from RefSeq and is a predicted model, not a curated record. Lineage: Eukaryota; Metazoa; Chordata; Actinopteri; Acipenseriformes; Polyodontidae.
AAAGCUGCUCUAUAAGGAAUCCCCAGGGGUAGGGCUGUAUUAAGACCACUCUAUUAUUUGGUGGUCGUUAUAGAGGGGCGCCACUGUAUUUUUUUUAAAAAAUAUAUAUUUAAUAGGAAUGCCGGUCCUGUUCUUGAAUAGAGAAGUGGUUUGAAAACUUUGAGGCUGAGGGUGGUGGGUUUUCGAGCAAGGGCGAGGGUAGCCAGGCAGCCUGCCCCGCUUCCACCUCGACUCCUUUCAGAGCUCAGCUGCGUUCUGAAGAAUACUCAUUGAGAACAGUGCAGAGACCUGGGCGUGUUUCAGCGGUGCGCUCCACUCCAGGUUUAACAGCUAAAAUGAAAUCAUUAACUACUUCAGGGACUGGCGAGAGGUUUAAUUGGUUCAAUUAAGCAACGUAUUUGUCUGUUGUUCAAUUGACAAUGAACCAGGUGAGUUUAUUUGUAUUAUUAUUAUUAUUGUUUUAAACCGCGGUUAUGAAUUAAUCAAUGAAGUCGCCUUAUAGAGCGAGUAUAAAACGUGUUAGCGCGCCGUUUCUCCUCAGUUUCUUUCGGAGGAAUACACAAUGGAGAAGUCUGGCAAUGCUGCUGCCUUCUGGACGGGGUUGUGGUUGCUGCUGAGCGGCAUGGCUUUGUCCUUGGCCGCGCAGGGCUAUCAGGCUACGGUUGUUUGCGGUGAUCGAUACAUGGAUUUGAGAGUCUCCGCGGUACAGUCUGCCGGAUUGUCCUUGAGAUUCCAGGUACCGGAUCAAACAAACCAGAUGGUCGAUGUCUCGGUCCUCUAUUCCUGUGGAUAUUCUGCCUUCAGAGAUUUGGAUGGGUCUAUAGUCUUGCGAGUAAUGCGCACUGCCUGCUAUAUCCAGGUUGUGGGCGGGUACCACGUUCAGAAUGUUGACGUUAGUGGGGUAACCGUGCAAGGAAGCAUUAACAAAGACCGCAUUAGCAUGAGAUGCAUAGCUCCAGGCAGUAAUCCCAGAGACUGCCAAGUUGCUGAGAACGAGAAGCUUUCCUGUGGUGAUCGUUCCAUGAAUGAAACUGCUUGUACAGAGACUGGCUGCUGCUUUGAUAGGAAUGGACUGAUAGCAUGCUAUUACUCAAACAGCGGUGAGUACUGGAUUCACUAGCAUUGCAUGACCCUGAGAUUUGUGUAGCUGUACCAGCCAAUUUACAAUUUCUAGAUCGGCACGGCUAACCUACGAUGACUAACUGCUCUAAUGAAAAAGCUGUCUGGAAUAAUGGCCCUAGAUGUCUGUCUUGGAUUAGUUCACUUGGUAUUGUGUAAUGAGGAGUUGAUGGGACUAUAAAUACAGUGAUAAAAACCCAAUGAUGCCCUUCAUUCCCCUUCAGUGACUGUCCAGUGCACCAGAGAUGGCCAGGUUGUGGUUGUGGUGUCCAGGAA